Molecule: messenger RNA, 594 nt
Organism: Diuraphis noxia (Russian wheat aphid)
Lineage: Eukaryota; Metazoa; Arthropoda; Insecta; Hemiptera; Aphididae
Source: RefSeq, a predicted model, not a curated record
AUGUACGAUUAUCAUUAUAAUGUCAUGCAGAGGCAUUAUGGGGAUAGGAUUAAACUUUUGUAUACCGACACAGAUUCAUUGAUAUACCGUAUUAACACCGAUGACUUUUAUAAUGACUUACUUAACAACUCUAGCAUGUUAAAUAGAGUGGACACGUCUGACUUGCCUUCUAGUCAUCUGUGCUAUACCUCAGCGAGGAAGAAGGUUCCUGGGUUCUUCUCCGAUGAAGUUAAUGGAAAUAUAAUUACAGAGUUCUGUGGGCURAGAGCUAAAUCGUAUGCUUUUAACAUUUAUGUCGGAGAAGAGGAUGAGAAGAAAGAUAAAGAGGACAGAGUAGGAGGGGAAMAAAUUAAGGCGAAAGGGAUACGGUCUCAUGUAGUUAAAAACCACAUGACUCUUGAAGACCAUAGAAAGUGUUUGUUUAAUGAAACUGGAGUGGAAUUAUACAAGGAGAAUUUAUCGAUACGAUCAUUCAUCCAUCAGAUAGUAACGAUCAAGACAAAAAAAUUAACUUACAAUAGCUAUGAUGAUAAGAGGGUGGUGCUAGAGGAUAAAAUACAUACAUUAGCACAUGGCCAUUAUAGUAUAGAGUGA